This is a messenger RNA of Hordeum vulgare subsp. vulgare (domesticated barley), 1433 nucleotides long. RefSeq names its product heavy metal-associated isoprenylated plant protein 35-like. The transcript has 3 exons. Gene Ontology annotation, molecular function: metal ion binding. The coding region runs from base 85 to 1215 and encodes 376 amino acids. The record is from RefSeq and is a predicted model, not a curated record. NCBI's taxonomy places the organism in Eukaryota, Viridiplantae, Streptophyta, Magnoliopsida, Poales, Poaceae.
UCCCCAUCCGGCCGCUAUAAGUUGAGCAGCACACAGCAGCGGCCUCCCCUGAGUUCCCACAGCGCACUACUCCCAUCCCAUCCCAUGGCGUCCGGACAGCCGGCCGUGCAGACCUUUGUUCUGAGGGUGUCCAUCCACUGCCAUGGCUGCAAGAAGAAGGUCCGCAAGGUGCUCAAGAGCAUCCAAGGCGUGCACGACGUGAAGGUGGAUGCCCAGCAGCACAAGGUGCUGGUGACGGGCACCGUGGACGCCGAGACGCUCGUCAAGACGCUCUACAAGUCUGGCAAGCAGGCCCUGCCAUGGCAACACACGCCUGCCAAGAACCCCGAGGCCCCGCCGCCGGCCGAGGUCAGCAGCAACGAUGCUGCUGCGGCGGCGGACAAGAACCCGGCGGAGCCUGUGAAGGAGCCGCAGGCCGACGACAGCUCGGACAGGACGCCGGAGCAGGAGGAGACGGCCCCGGACAAGACGCCUGAGACGGAGAAGGAAGCAGAGUCUGAGAAGAAGGAGGAUGAGAAAGAGGAGGCGAAAGCCACGAAACCAAGCGCUGAGGCAAAGAAAGACGGCGGCGACGGCGAGGGCCCGGCGGCCGAGCCCAAAGCAAAGGAGGACACAAAGGUGGCCGGCAAUGACCAGGGCGAGGCCAAGGAGGAACAGAGCAAGCCUAAGGAUGCAGCUGCGGCGGACAGGUCCCUAUCUCCGGCGCCGACGCCCGCGCACCAGGAGUUCAGCCCGUACAACGCGCCGCAGCCGGUGACGAGCUACCACACGGCGCAUCCGGCAGCGAGCGUGUCCUACUACGCGCCGCAGCCGGAGCAGGGCUACUCCAUGCGGCAGCAGCCAUCGCAGCCGCAGCCCGGGUACUCCUCCCUCAUGCAGCCGCAGCACCCACCGCCGGCGCCGCAACAGCAAUGGUCGCCGUCGUACCUUUACAUGCCGUACCCGCACGCGUCGCUGGAGUCGUACUACCCGGAUUACUACAGCCCGCCCGGGACGCACACGCCACCGGCACCGCCACCUCCGCCGCCGCAACAGCAAUGGUCGCCGUCGUACCUUUACAUGCCGUACCCGCACGCGUCGCUGGAGUCGUACUACCCGGAUUACUACAGCCCGCCCGGGACGCACACGCCACCGGCACCGCCACCUCCGCCGCCGCUCCAGGACUCGUACCGCCUCUUCGACGACGAGAACCCCAACUCGUGCAGCGUCAUGUGAUUUCACCGAGACAUGGACACGUAUGGCGCGGCGUAGCUCCAGCUAGCCACCGGCGGCAGAGUAGCUAAGAAAAGGCGGCUUAAAGCUCUCCUUGACCAAUCCAUUUUUCCUCUUCUUCUUUAUUAUUGUUAUUAGUGUUCUAUAAACAGAGCAUGUAAUUGUAAUGAGAUAAGCCUUUACAUGUAGCAUAGCAUCAAUGAAAUCUUCCCUACUCCCUC